Molecule: messenger RNA, 2253 nt
Organism: Homo sapiens (human)
Lineage: Eukaryota; Metazoa; Chordata; Mammalia; Primates; Hominidae
Gene: FAM177B
Product: family with sequence similarity 177 member B
Exons: 6
Coding region: 831-1307 (158 amino acids)
Source: RefSeq, a predicted model, not a curated record
AGAGACAGGUGGAAUAUGGAGUGUUCAGUGUUGGUAAGUGCUAAGGAGAAAAAAUGAAACAGGAGGUAAGAUGCAGAGGGUGGUGGUGAAGGCAAUGGGAGGUUGCCUUGAAAGCGGAGCUCAGUGUAGUCUCCAUUUGAGUUAAAGACUGGAAAUGAGCAAGGAAACAGUCUAAGGAAAGAAAGACUAAUAGAGCAGCCAGCAGAGAGCUCUCUGCAGAGAGAGAGGGCGGACCUGUGUGGUCAGGGAAUUGCAGGAAGAAGGCCCGUGGGGUUAGAGUGAUGUCAGUGGUGGGAGAGUAGUACAAGAUGGCGUCAGAAAGCUCGUAGGGGUUAGGUAUACAGCCUUGUAGGCCAUUAUGAGGAGUUUGGCUUUUACUCUAGGUGAGACGGGAACCCACUGGAGAGUUUUAAGCAAAGACAUGACAUGGUCUCACUUAGGAUUUAACAAUUCUGGCUCCUUUUCGAGCGUAGACUGGAGGGGGCCAAUUAGGAGGCUGCUGCAAUAAUCUAGGUGAGAGACGACGGCAAGGGUGAGAGAUGAUAGACCAGGGUGGUAGCAGUGGAGUAAUGAAAAGUAUGAUUCCAGAAAUAUCCAAGACAAUUUCCUGGCAGAUUUGAUGUGAGGUGUGAUUAAAGAAGAACCAAGAAUGACUUUAGUGUUGUUGGCCUGAGCAACUGGAAGAACAGAGUUGCCAUUUAUUGAGAUGAGAAGGCUGCCAGAAGAGUAGAGUCAUAACCUAAUGAUCCCAGCAAGAUAAUGUCCUGUCUUCUAAGAUGUGCAUCAAGCCUGGUACAUACUGAAAAUCCUAUAAGUUGUUUUGUUUCAUUAUGGAGAUUGACGGUUUCCAGCAGUUAGACCUAGAGAAGAGUGUACCUUCCAAAAAGACUACUCCUAAAAGGAUUAUCCAUUUUGUUGACGGAGACAUCAUGGAAGAAUAUAGCACAGAGGAGGAGGAGGAAGAGGAAAAGGAGGAGCAGAGCACAAAUUCAACACUUGACCCUUCUAAACUUUCCUGGGGGCCCUACCUACGAUUUUGGGCAGGACGAAUAGCAAGCACCUCAUUUUCUACAUGUGAAUUCCUUGGUGGAAGAUUUGCUGUCUUCUUUGGUCUUACUCAACCCAAAUAUCAGUAUGUGUUAAACGAGUUCUAUAGGAUACAAAACAAGAAAAGUGACAACAAAAGUGAAAGGAGAGGAUCAAAGGCCCAGGCAGCUGAGGUUCCUAAUGAAAAGUGUCACUUGGAGGCUGGGGUCCAAGAGUAUGGAACCAUACAACAGGAUGUGACAGAGGCCAUUCCUCAGUGAAGCACCUCAUCCAGGGAGGGUCUGGUGGCAGAUCCUAGCUCAUGAUGGCAGCAAAGACUGCAGUUUCCCUGGAUCUGUUCCUUGGCCAUUGAUUACCAUGGCAACAACACCAGAGGUAGCACUUCUGAGCCAGAUCUGAUCCUAAUCUCUGUGUGACUUAGUCUCAAGCAUCCAGGAAUUACAAGCAAUAAUGAGAGUAAUUUUGGACACUUUCUCAGAAUAAUUUCUAUAUUCAAGCCACCCCACCUCAACUCCACCCCUGUGAUACAAGUCCCAUGAGUACUGACAUUUGCACAGUAGCAUAAAUGCCUUAAGGAACUUUGGGACUGGGAGUUUUUGGCUGAAAUCCUCUGUCAUGGGACGAGGGUACAGUAAAGAAGCUCUAUUCCUCAGAAGAAAAUUUGGGCACCGCAAAGUCUAAAUAAAUCCCCUUUCAGGAUUUGAUAUAGUGUGUACUUCCAACAACCAUCCUGGCGUAGUUGGGGAUUGUUUUACAAUAAGUAAACAUUGCUAAUAACUGUGUUACAAGAUCAUUAUCAAGAUCUUUAAGAAUUAGGUACAUCCCUCCAAAUUAAAACAAUUGAUAAAUAAUAUAAGCUCUAGAAAAAAAUAUUAAUGGAUUAUUUUCUUAUUUAUUUGUCAAGAAAUUUUCAAAACCUGGAAAGAUCGAACAUGGAAAUCAUUGUUAGAUAACACAGGGUGUGCUGGCCAAAGUAACUGUGAUACAUUAAUAGCAAAAAACAAACCAAAAAAAAAAAAAAUGAAAAACACAGGGCCUGCAGUAGUAAGACAUGAGUUCCAGUUUCACUUCUCCCAUUUACUAGUUGUGUGAUUUGAGAUGUCUAGAUUUCUGAGCUCCAGUCUACUUUGUAAAAUAUGGGUGACUUGACUUUGCUUGUUAUUGUUAUACAGAAUUAUGAGAAAUAAUAAUUUAUUGUUGUUUUAA